CUUUAGAACGAGAUAGCUGGUGUUCGCUUGUAUCUUUAUCUUUGUCGAAAUGAAGUAGUGGGGGUAAACAAAAGAGUAGAGGAACGAUAGAUAGACAGAGAAAGAGCUACGACGUAAGGCACAUGUUGUCUCUUUCUCAGGUGUGCAAACGUCUGCAGCCACAAUGCGCAGUCUAUAUAUACUAUGUCUAUGGAUGAGCACGAUGCAGUGUAUGUAUGUUUUCUCGGGGAGGUUAGAGGACAUGAGUUCGUUCUUGUUACAAAGAUUUUGAUGAAACAGAAACGAAGAGAUGCUAUUCUCUCAAUAUUGACUUCUUUCUACAGUUAAUUAUCUUACAUGCAGUAGGAUUGGGAACGUUAAGUGGAAUAAGUUACACUGUGAUAAAUUGUACUGUUUAACGCGUAGGAGAAAUGACGCUACUUUGUAAACUGUAUCAACCGUUAUGGUUUCGUUCUAACAAGUUUCACAAGAGUGUAUAUUCUUUAACCACAUUAGUCUAUACGAACACUACGAAUAAUUUAGAUUCCAUUGUUACGAAAAAUGCAGAUACAUUUAAGGAAAUGACGGGAGGUUCAUUGACUGUAAAAUGGAAAGACUUACGAGAGAAAAUCCUUCACCAAAAUAACGAAAUCACACCAGCCACUGUAGACUCCACAAUCAUAGAUAUGUGUCUUAGAUAUUCCUACUUGGAUAAUGCUAUCGCAUACUUCAAAUUCUUGAGGGAAAACAAUUAUCCCCUGAAUAUGGCAGUGAUUGGAAAAUACCUCAGACUCUAUGCUUGGAAAAAGCCAAACUCCUUGACUGACGCGGAUAAAGUAGACAUUGUAGAAACUUUUAAUGAUUUGAUACAGAAGCAUCCGUUACUGGAUUACAUUACAGCUGGACAUUGUGUAGUGAGCUUAUGUUUGACGGAUGAAUGGUUGAAGACGCAAGAGAUAAUAGAGAUGGUGAAACUUACCUCUAGUCCAAAUUCCAUGAUGUAUUCUGCCUUGGCUAGCGCAGCAUUUAGAAAUGGAAAACCUGACAUUGCAUGGAAAGCAUUGUCAGAUCUAGUGUCGUACAAACUAACUCCAAAUAAUGCUGUAUAUGAAUCACAUCUACAAUAUUGCCAGUUUGACGAUGCGAAAGCUUUUAACAGUAGAAUGGAAGAGAUGUUUAAUUUAUGGGCUGAACACAGUAUAAUACCAUGCAAUGAAAUUAUAAAUGCAUAUGCUGAUAAGGCUAGGAAGUAUGACUGGUCCACGGAGCUUGUGACAAUCUCCAGAGAAACGGGGCACUGUAGACACUGCGGCUAUUCCUUGCCUAAAAUAACAUUUACUGAAGAAGAAUUUGGAAACCUGGCAAAAUCUAUGAUGGACAAGGUUAUCAUAGGAUCGGACGUCUAUCGCAAAACUAAUCCAAAAGAAUUGUUGAAGUUUCAAAAAUUUAUUGAAGACACUAAACCUUACGACAUAGUGAUUGAUGGACUUAAUAUAACUUAUUUUCAAAAAUCUCGUUCGUAUCACAACGAAUCUGAACCGAAGUUAACAUGGCUGAUCAAUGUAGUCGAGCAUUUCAAGAAACAGAGGAAAAGAAUACUCGUAUUGACGCGGAAACAUCAAAAGAAGCUAUCCACUUUCAAGCACGUAGAACGGCUCGCCUCUGUCUUCUUAAUAGAUAAUUUAUCUUCCGAUGACCCUUACAUACUCUACGCAACCUUGGCGAGCGGGAUAAAUUCCAAGUUUAUCUCGCUGGAUUUGAUGCGACAACAUAAGCACUCCUUACAGAAUAGCGACUUACAACGAGCGUUCAAGAAAUGGCAGUAUUCGCAUCAGUACUUCGUCGAGCGAAGUAAAACCGGUAUUCGCAUGCUAGAGCCUUUCGCCUGCAUGCCGAAUGUACAGAAGAGUGGCAAUUGUUGGCACGUACCAUGUGUCAGCGACGAUAUUAUUAAAACGGAAUCAUAUAAAUUUCCGGAUAAGUGGUACUGUUUGAAGUACACGAAGAAAACAAAUAAAUGAUAUUGAAACAUAAAUUUCUUUAUUAGAUAUCAUUUGUCUGCAUGCUGGAUAAUAGAUGCGAUUUUUAAAUUGAAAAUCUUAAUGAUUCUCGUCUCUUUAUUAACAUGCAAUAAUUUUAUAAUAAAUUAUAUCAAUUGCUUGCUGCUUCACUGCAA
This is a messenger RNA of Vollenhovia emeryi, 2155 nucleotides long. RefSeq names its product mitochondrial ribonuclease P protein 3 (gene mldr). Gene Ontology annotation, molecular function: ribonuclease P activity; protein binding. The transcript has 5 exons. Bases 411 to 2000 code for a protein of 529 amino acids. Gene Ontology annotation, biological process: tRNA 5'-leader removal; mitochondrial tRNA 5'-end processing. Lineage: Eukaryota; Metazoa; Arthropoda; Insecta; Hymenoptera; Formicidae. Gene Ontology annotation, cellular component: mitochondrion; mitochondrial ribonuclease P complex. The record is from RefSeq and is a predicted model, not a curated record.